UCUUAUAUGAACAAACUGGGGAAUUUCCCCCAUCACUUUCACUACGGUCAGCUAAUAAAGAGAAAUGACAGCCUAUCUCGCUCACGAAGACUUUAACCAAUCAUUUAUGUUAACGCCAUAUCUGAAUGUCACAAAUAAAAUAAUCAAACGAGGCUUAACUCGGCAAUGUCAAUUCUGUCAAAAGUAAUGACAAUGAAAGUUAGUGGAAAUAAUUUUCCAUUAGUUUACAGUUUUUAUUGUAUUAUCUUUAACGAUUUGUUCUUAGUAAUUUCAAUUUAAGUUGGUUCCUUAUCCUUCGUUGAUAAAGUGUAGUUUUGUUUUAGUUACGAAACGAAAGAAGUUUUGUGUUGUGUUAAUAAAAAAACUGAACAUGGUUUAUUAUUGUUGUGUACGGUUGUGUACAAAUCAUAGAAAAGUUAGAAAAAUGCAUAGAUAGGUAAAUAGUAAUUAGUUUAUAACUGUUUUAUCUGAAACGAAACAACAAAUAAAUACACGUAGGUACCUAUAUUUACAAAAACAUUGUCUAACUUUUUUUAUAUCCCUUUUCCUUACUAAAUUUGACAGCAAAAAUAACAUAUACAUUUUGUAACUUGGGAAUUCCGAAUAAGUUAUAAGUAGUACUUAGAUAUUAUUUAAAUAAAAUACUUUAACAAGCUUUGUAAGUUCUGGUAUUUUAUUUUAAUAAUAUAGGUGAGAUUAUUUCUCGUAAAAUAAGAAGAUAUUUUAAUUAGUAACAAAAGGGCCCGCAAGAGGCGCUGAACGGAUGAAAUUAAUGCUUGUCCAUUUAAAUUUCCCGCCAAAUGGUGAUUAGUUAACACUACGGUCGCAUGUGGCGAAAGGAACCAAAUUUUUACAGUGAGUUGCCUAUCUAUCCGGUAAUACUAUAUUAUUUAACCCAUAGAGGUAUAUAUUAACAUAGAGGGAGCCUACCUUCCGCGCUUCCUGACGACAAGAUCUCAGGGACUGGUUUGCUGCAUCUCCUUCUAACACAUUGUAUCGAGAAUCUAUAAUGACAUUCAGUGUGAAUAUAGGCACGGAAGAGGAGGACAACUGUAGCAGCUUUACUAUGCGUAAGAGUGAAACAGCACUAAUCCAAAUAAAAAAGAUGGUGUCGUCACUUCGCUCUGAAUGACACUCUCUCUAUGCUAAUAUUUAACUCUAUGAUUUAACCGUCCCUUGGUCCCGUCCCAGCGACGCCAUUGAUAUUCUUUAUUGUUGAUAUUUUUAUUUUUUUAAUUAUUGGAAAUUGGUUUAUUAGCUAUGGAAGAUAAAAGUGAAAUCAAGAAAGAGUUUACUGAAUAUGACCAAACAUGUAUAGAAGAAGGUCAUCUAUCGCCAUCAGCAGGUCUCAAAAAAUUUAAAAAUGAACCAAAGGAAGAUCAUCCAGCUAUAGAAGUUAAAGUUGAAAAGGAAGAGGUUGCAGAAUAUGUCCAAAAACCAUUAGAUAAUCUGUCUACAUCAAUAGAUCUUAAUUUUAAAAAUGAACCCAAGGAAGAUCACCUAGCUAUGGAAGUUAAAGUUGAAAAUGAAGAGGUUGCAGAAUACGACCAAAAAGAUAUAGAUAAUCUGUCCACAUCAAUAGAUCUUAAAGACUUAAAAGAUGAACCUGAGGAAAAUCAACAAGGUUGCUUACAAAAUAAGAACAAAAUGAAAAUUAUGAAAACACCUGAAAAUUCAUCUUCGAAGAUUUGGGUAGAUACGCCGAAGGAAAAACUAAAUAUGAAAGUUCAAAGUGGAAAAGGACCUUACACAUGUACAAUUUGUUUAAAACAAUUUUCUCAUCGAUGUAAUCUGAACAUACAUUCGAGAAUACAUACUAAGGAAAAACCUCACAAAUGUGAAAUUUGUUUGAAACGGUUUACUGCAGCAGGUACUCUUAAAUCACAUGUUAUGGCUCACACUGGAGAAAAACCUUAUAAGUGUAAUAUUUGUUUUAAGCAGUUUACUCGAGCACAAACUUUGAAAUCACAUUUGAGAACCCAUACUAGAGAAAAACCGUACAAGUGUGACAUUUGUUUUAAACAGUUUACUGAUGCAAGUAGGUUGAAAGCACAUUUAAAAACACAUUUGAAAACCCACACUGGAGAAAAGCCUUAUAAGUGUGAAAUUUGUUUAAAACAGUUCAGUGAAGCAGGAAGUUUGAAAACUCAUUUGAGAGUGCACACUGGGGAAAAACCUUGAUAAGUGUGAAAUUUGUUUUAAACAGUUUUGUCAAAAAUGUAAUUUGAAAACACAUUUGAGAGUGCACACUGGAGAAAAGCCUCACAAAUGUGGAAUUUGUUUGAAACAAUUUACUGAUGCAAGUACUUUGAAAACACAUUUGAGAACCCAUACUGGAGAAAAGCCUUAUAAGUGUGAUAUUUGCUUUAAACAGUUUAGUAUGGCAACUAAUUUGAAAAGACAUUUGAAAGUGCACACUGGAGAAAAGCCUUAUAAGUGUGAUACUUGCUUUAAACAGUUUACUGAGGCAAGUAAUUUGAAAAAACAUUUGAGAACACAUACUGGAAAAAGGCCUUACAAAUGUGGAAUUUGUUUGAAACAAUUUACUGGUUCAAGUAGUUUGAAAAUACAUUUGAGAACCCAUACUGGAGAAAAGUCUUAAAAGUGUGAUAAUAUUUGCUUUAACCCAUUAGUGCAGUGGCGUAACAAAAUCCGUCGCCCCCCCCCCCUCCCGCAGAAUUGGAAAUGGGGCCCCUUUUAAAAAAUUACUAAAUGCGACAUGUGUAAAUAUAGCCUAGUAAAUGAACGUGCAAUACGGCGAUAACGUGUAAUUUUCAGUAUCACCAACGAAGUGGUCAAGUCAAUACUUUUCGAGUUAUUUACGAGUGAAAAUGUUUAUUGUUCAACAAAAAAACACGUUUUAAGACGGUUUUUCGCAAAUAACUCAAGUAAAUAUUUGAUCGAAAAAAAUAUUCUUAGCAAAAAUAUAGCUUAUAAAAAAUGAAAGUCUAUCGACCCACUAAAAGCAAAGUGUAGCUCUUGAAAAAUUGUUCUUAUUCGUCAAAUUCCAAACCAAAUAAUAUUUAUCAACAUGAAAAAACCCAACAAUGAAGCACUUCGAAUAAAACUUAUUAAAACCUUUUUAAAGAGUUUAAAAAAGCCUUAUUUUUAUUUUUUACGCUCAAAAUACAGUUACAGCCGAGGGAGGGGGGGGGGGGGAGCAUGAACUUUUUGUAUGAUACAUGCAUAGCUUAGACUACCUCACACCAUGCCCCGGAAUCUCAUAUGGAAAAAUUGGGGAAUUUCCCCCACCACUUCCACACCGCUCAGCUAAAUAAAGAGAAACGACAGCCUUUCUCGCUCACGAAGACUUUAACCAAUCAUUUAUGUUAAAACACCAUACCUGAAUGUCACAAAUAAAAUAAUCGAACGAUGAGGCUUAACUCGACGAUGUCAAUUGUCAAUUCUUCAAAAGUAAUGACAGUUAGUGCAAAUACAAAUAAUUUUCUAUUAGUUUACAGUUUUUAUUGUAUUAUCUGUAACGAUUUAUUCUUAGUCAUUUCAAUUUCAGUUGGUUCCUUAUCCUUCGUUUAUAAAGUGUAGUGUGUAGUUUUGUUUUAGUUGCGAAAGAACUUUGGUGUUGUGUUAAUAAAAAAAAUAAAGAUGGUUUAUUAUUGUUGUGUACAAAUCAUAGAAAAGUUAGAAAAUGCAUAGGUAAAUAGUAAUUAGUUUAUAACUGUUUUAUCUGAAACAACGAAUAAAUACACGUACCUAUAUUUAGAAAAAAAUUGUCUAACUUUUUUAUAUCCCUUUUCCUUACUAAAUUUGACAGCAAAAAUAACAUAUUUUGCAACUUGAAAAUUCCGAAUAAUUUAUGAGUAUUACUUAGAUAUUAUUUAAAUAAAAUACUUUAACAAGUUAAACAAGUUUAACAAGUUUAGUAAGUUUUGGUAUUUUAUUUUAAUAAUAUAGGUGAGAUUAUCGCCCGGUUUCCGAAAGGAUGAUCAUCUCAAAAAUUAUGUAAUCGACGAUUAACAAUAGAUUAAAUGCGUCAGAAACGUCAACCAAACUAGUUUUAACAACAGUCGAUCACCUGACAAAAGAUUAAUCGUUAGUUAACAGCCGAUCAUGAGUGUUUUGAGUCUCCGAAAGGUCGAUUAACCAGUUUCGCUUGUCAAACGGCGGUAAAAAUGGACUGUUACCUAAUCUGCGACUAUCCGUCGAUUAACAAGCUGUUAAGAGUUUUUUUAGCUUUUUAAUUACUGUAAUUAACAAAUACCGGGAAAAAAUUGUCAAAUAACACAUAUUAUAUAAAUGAUAUAAAUCAUAUUAUUCAAUAAAAAUAAGAUUUUUUUAUGGAAGAAAUAAUUUAAAAUAUUUUUUUAACUUGCAGAACAUGGAUAUCUCGGACAUUUUUUAUAUUUGAUUAUAUAAUUUAUAUUUUUUUUCUUUUAAAAAUGUAAGGUAACAAAGAUGCUAGACUCAUAGAGCUAUUUUUUGAGAGGCCAGAGCUCUAAAAAGGAGAACAUAAUGAUUAUAGCGAUGUAAAUAAGAGGGAAAACGUGUGAGAAAUUAUAGCAGCUAACUUUGAAGACAAUAAAACAGCCGGUAAUUAAAUUAAAAAUAAAUAUAAAAAGUAAAUAUAUAGACCAAAAAUAAAAAUACGAUUAUAAAAUAUUAUAGAUCAUAAAUAAACUGUUUUAUAUGUCCAACUCUCGUCACAUUACCUAUCCUCAUUUUUAAAAUGCUCUCGUUCAAUUCUUGCUCCAAACAAAAGUGACAGUACGUAAGAGAGAAUGCACCUUUAGAAUCUAAAGAUACAAGUUUGGAUUUAGAGGUUAAUAUAAUUGAAAUUUUGAAGGAUAACAGCCAAUUGUGACAGUAUCGCUACCAAAUUGUAUGUCAGAUCAUCGAUUACAUGAUCUAUGAUCAUGCAAUUUUACAAUAAUUGGCGUUUGAGAAACCCAUCACAGGUUAACAGUUGAUCAAAUCUGACAGCCGAUUAGAUGAUCGGAGAUUUGAAUAACGUUUCGGAAACCGGCUGUAUUUCUUGUAAAAUAACAAGAUAUUUUAAUUAGUAACGAAAUUGCCCGCAAGGGGCGCUAAACGGAUAAAAUUAAUGCUUGUGCAUUUGAAUUUCCCGCCAAAUGGUGAUUAGUUAACACAUCGCUCGCAAAUGGCGUAAGGAACCAAAUUUUUACAGUGAGUUGCCUAUCUAUCUGGUAAUACUAUAUAUUAUUUAUCUAUGCCUCACACUUUAGCAAAUCUCGCACAGCGAAACGCAUAUUGAUCACAACAAGACCCAACCGUUGGCUGUCUCUGCAACGAAUAGAGAGGCGGGCAAAAUCAGUGCGGACGUGUAACGGUUACUUUUGAUACCGGGUCUCAGUGGUAGAUACUGAGUACAAAUACGGAUUACAAAAUACUGAUGUAUCUGUAUCUGAUGUGUUUCAUAGAUUAUAACAAGGCCUUUGAUAAAGUGCGGCAUGAUCAUCUAAUCAGACUCCUGGCAGAAAAGAAUUUAGAUAAACGAGAUAUCCGACUAAUAGCAAAUAUGUACUAUAAUCAGAAAGCAGUAGUGAGAGUAGAGAAUAAUACGACUGAAGAAAUUGAAAUAAAGCGAGGUGUGAGACAAGGGUGUAUACUGUCACCAACCCUGUUUAAUCUCUAUUCCGAAGACGUAAUGAAUAGAACACUCUCUGAGCAAUCCAUAGGUAUUAAAAUAAAUGGUGUUAGAUUAAACAAUCUGAGAUUUGCCGACAAUACCGUUCUGAUCGCAGAAACAUUUGAAGAUUAAUUAAUUAAUUUAAUUUUAUAUCUUCAAUGUGUUUAAAAGAUUAGUAAUAUCUCCAAUUAUGAUUUUAACUGUGUAAUAAAUUACUACCACACUAACAACACAUUAUUUGCAUUUUUCUAUAGUCAAAACCAGUUUACUGUAAUAACUCGCACCUUUGGGGAAACACUGACGUAAUUGCAAAUUUUUCACAAAAAUUUAUUUAUCAACACUACGAUAUUCCUAAUAUUCGUAUUUGUCUGGAGAAACAAAAAAACAAAGAAUUAUAAUUAUUCCCCAUUUCGCUAGAUCAAGUGUACCUAUGUAUGUAUAUCAAACAAUGUCAGAUUGUCAGUUGUGCGUGACACAACAUUAGUAUACAAUGGUAAAAUUAUGGAAUUUUUGGGGGAACAAUGAAAUACUUAUUUUCUAAUUUUUUGAGAAACAAUACAAUGAGAUAUUUGCUAAUUUCCUUCCCUUUCAGGCACGCAGCUUUGAGGUGAUGUUUAAGAAAAAUUCUAAUCCCAAUAACUAGGACUAUGGACAAUAGAUUUCUACUUCCUCUUGUAAUUUGCAUCUCAUUUUUAGCUUUAAGUACCUUUUAAAACUUUAAAUGCCUACGUUUUCUCAAAAAUUAACAAAUUUGCUUUUAUGUACGUCAGUGUCCCCAAAGGUGCGAAUUUUGCUAAAAACUAAUUAUUUUAUCAGCCGAUGCCGAUACUAUUGAUAUAAACAACACUGAUUGUGAUUGGAUUGUCGUUGCAAAAACUGCUUACCUAUUACAUAUAUUUAUAUCUCGUCUACAUAUUUUGUUUUUAAGCAUGAACAAGCCCGGUAUCAUGACACAUUUUAUUUGAGGGUAUGCGAUAUUCACAGAUAUGCUUAACGGUUUUUAAUAAUGAAUCAUUUAAGAAAUGAAUGAUAUUUACAAAAUUUUUAUACCUAUAGAAAAGGGAUUACGCCAUCAUUUGUGACAUUGUAUUUCUAGGCCUGGAUCCCGCGUACCAACAAAAAGUUGAUUAAUAGCAAGCUGAAAAUUUGUUAAUAGCUUAACGGUGUCUCGUCAGACAAACUUCAAGGGAUAAUUCCGAACGAGUUCUAUUAGCUUUUCUACGUCCAUCUCGAAAACAAAACCACAACUGAGAAUUGGGUCACGCGUCCCACGACACCAGAAAAUUGUGUUUCGAUAACAAACUUUCGCAUGCUAGACCUGGCACUGUAUUCACUGAUAUUAGGAUGCGCAGAACUCUCUACGCAACUCGCCGGUGGCAGGUUGUGUUCGCUUAGGAUCAAUUUGCGCCGGGGCUUACCUCGUUCAACACAACCUUGACUACCUUUCAGCACAAAGCUAAAAACAUUUGAACUGCAGAUAUUUAAAUUUAUUAUUUUUUUAAACGUUGCGUUCUGGCCCCCUCUCUGAAUCCGCCCUUGUUAAUAUUUUUUAAGUUAUUUUUAAAAAAUGGCAUUUUCCAAAUUAAAAGCUUUUUUAUUGUACCAAAUUUUUUCAAAAGGAAGAACUUCGAACCGGUUAUACUUACAGAUCAUACAGGGGAAGAUUUUCAGGUUUUUUUUAGCAAAAAGGGGCCAACUUUAUUUUGAGCGUAACUCGGUUAGUUUUGAUGCUAUAAACGCUAAAAAAAAUAUGCUAUAAAAAAUAAAGUUUAAAACAUUUAAAAAAAUUUUUAAUGAGUUUUCCCCGAAAAGUGCUUCAUUUUUUGAUUAUUUCACGUGGAAAUGUUCGAUUUGGAAUUGGACGAAGAACAAUUUUCAUGAGCUACAACUUUCACCCCCCAAGUAAAAGCAACCAACGGCACAAAUCCAACUUUGAAGGGUAGGAUAAAUAGAACCUAAAUCUAAAUUGUCAAGCAAAUACGUCGUGACGCUGAUAAUUACACUCCAAAACAGUAAUUUUACUGGGAUAUUAGUGUAUUCAUGCACCAUUUAUGACAACUUACAAUUUUCGUCUGUAUUGGUAUAGAAUAAAAUAGAACGAAAAUUCAUAAACGAUUACAUUAAGUAAUACAUAGUAUUAUUCUAUGAGAUGCACAACUUUCUUCGUGCACUACUAUCAGCGUAUAUAUCUACAAUUUUAUUAAGACAUACCUAUAUGAUGGGUAAGUUCAUUUUUAAUACUCAACAAUAACACAUUUUUACAUAAAAAUAUUAGACGACAAGAUGGGCCCCCCACAAGCUUCAUGCUGCGGGGGCCUCUGUUACGCCCCUGCAUUAGUUCCCAACGUUGCGGUAACGCAACAUUUUUUAUUGUAAGGUUUUCAAUUUAAAAAUCUUUUAGUAAUAUUUUAAUAUUUUUAAAUAUUAUUAAUAAUGCUAUUAGGAUUGAAAACUUCAUCUUUUAAUUGCCAGAUGACGCUAGUCACCUAAUAUUUUCACUUCAGUUGCAAUGGGUAGGAAAAACUCUCGAUGCUGGUCAGUUAGGAUAUGGAGAACAGUGCCUACGUUCUCUCCGAUGAUGCUCCAAUAAGAACCGAAAAUCGCGAUUCAGAGGACUGGACUACGCUCCGUAUUCUAAUUGAAAAAUAAGAUUGUUUUGCCUUCGCAUUGCAACUGAAUUAAAAAUGAAAUUUUUAUUUUAUUUUCUAUUGUAUUUUUUUUUUAAUGUAUCACUACUUGGAAUAACAUUUUUGUUGCUACAUUUCAUUUAGAACAGAACAUAAAGUACACAUCUAAUAAAAUAUUUUGAAAUAAUUAAAACGGAAUAUAUGUUACAGUUCAAGUUGAUUCUCAGUUAGAGUUGACUUUUCCUAGUUCGAGUCAACUCACAACUGAAACGAGCAGUAAAAGUUGAUUUGAAAAAUUUAAAUCAACUUUUACUAGUUGAAGUGGACUCUUCCUAACCCUUGUUAGUAAAAGUAGAUUAUACAAUUUAUACGAGUAUAAUCUCACGUGCAUUUUUGAUGCGUGUGCGUCUCUUUGUUUUGACCGUUUCAACUACUUAUUAGUCCAGGCUGUAACGUCGCCCCCGUUACGUAAAUUAUUUUGAUUCGAUUUUUUUGCACAAACUUACUUAAACAAAUACAUCCUUAUAACAAAUACACAGUGUCAGGCGGUACCGCGGUCGAACCAAUUUUUGUUAACCAAAUUCACAAAAAUAAUUCUUAUCUACUCUACCUCAUAUUAUGUAUAAAUUUUUAUUGUGUGAAAAUUGUAUAUAUAAAUAGCAGUACAUGAAGGGUUUAAAGUGUGCCUGAAGUAAUAAUGUAUUUUAAAUGGGAUUUACUUUUUCGCACUGUAUUUUAGCACGCUUUCAUAUAAUCAAAUAUCCUUAACUUUCGCCUUGUCAUGGUGAUGACAUGUGAGCCGUGAGCAAUAAAUUACAAAAUAAUUCUUUUUAAGUUUUGACAGUUUUGUGGUUUGACAGAAGUUUGAAUUUUUAAAUGUCAAAGUUCUAAAAAAUUGUAAAAUAGAUGACGAAGAGUUGCAGUUUUUUAUUUGUUUUGAUAAAAUAUUGUAUGAAACUGUACGUGAAGUACUUUUUGCGCACUUAGGCGAUGUAUAGCACUCGGCCCGCUCAUGCUCUAAACAUCGCGUGCGUGCGCAAACAGCAUACUUCACGAACUGUUUUAUAAAUAACUAAGUAUUUCACUCCGGACAAAUUUUUUUAGAUUAUUUUGGUCAUUCGGAGCAAAAAAGGUCUCUUGUGAUUUUUGUCUAAAAUUGAUAGUUUUCGAGUUAUACGCGAUUUAAAAUUUGAAAAAUGCGAAAUGACCAUGUUUAGGGCUUAAUAACUCGACUAAUAACUAUUAUUAUGAAAGUCGGAAAGUCACCUAAUCAAAGUUUAAAGCACCCACUACAAGAUCCUGAAGAAAUGUUUGUCAUGAUUUUAUUACUAAGCUGUUAUUUUUAAUUAUCAACAAUGAGCGCUAAAAGCGUAUUGAGACAGCCGUCAAUGUGAGUGCGAGUAAGAUCCUCCAUUCCGACCGUCCAAUGGUGCAUCUCAGUCGCACUCACAUUGCCAGCCGCCUCAAUACGCUCCUAGCGCUCAUUGUUAAUAAUUAAAAAUAACAGCUUAGUAAUACAGUAAUGACAAAUAUUUCUUCAGUACCUUGUAGGGGGGUCGUUAAAAUUUGAUUUGGUGACUUUCUGACUUUCAUAAUAAUAAUUUUUAACUCAGUUAUUAAGCCUUGAAAAUGGUCAUUUUCGCAUUUUUCAAAUUUUAAAUCGCGUAUAACUCGAGAACAAUAAAUUUUACAGAAAAAUCACAAAAGACCUCUUUUGCUAUGAAUGACCCAAAUGAUGUAAAAAAAUGUCCGAAGUGAAUUUUUUUUUGUAAAUUUGUUUAAAAAAAAUUGUUAAAACAAUUUUUCGAUUACGGUAGCACCUGACACCCUGUGGAUUCGUUAUAAGGACCUCUUUUUGAGUAAGUUUGUGCAAAUGAAUCGAACUGGAAUAAUUUACCUAACGGGGCGACGAUACAGUCUGGACUAUAAAUAUCACGAUUUGAACAUAAUAUACAGUAACAUUUAAUUUCUAGAAUCGGUUGUUUGUGUGAAUCAACUUUUACUAAAUGGCAUUGGGAAGAGCAGAGCCGUGCGGUACAUCUUUUCAAUAUGAUGCAAGUCUUCGAAAUGCCGCCCCUUAAAUAUUAUUGAAACUUGACUUUUAUUUUUAUUAAAUGCAACUGCACAAAAUGAACUAAAACUUAUUUUAAAAACAACAACUAAUUUAAAUUAAAUGAAAUAUAUGUAUUAACAUUAAAUAAUAUUUACAAAAAUUUCAAUUUUAUCCUUCUGACUAUAAUUUUGGUAAAUUCGUCAGAUUGAUGUAGUCUAAAGUAGCAGCUAGUCAGGACUCUUGAAAUGAGUGCUAAAUGUUUUAGUUUUGUUUGUCUUAUGGCGCUUCGUAAAUAAUUUUUAAGCUAAAUACUUUUUUAGUUACCGAGACAGGGAGUGUUAAUAAAAUUCUUAUUGAUACAACUUAUUAGUUCUUAUGUUUGUAUUUUAUUAUGUUGUAUGUUUAAUUUGCAAUUUAUAUUAAUUUUGUAAUACAUAAUAUAUUGGA
Messenger RNA from Diabrotica virgifera virgifera (western corn rootworm), 10732 nucleotides. RefSeq names its product zinc finger protein 664-like. The record is from RefSeq and is a predicted model, not a curated record. The coding region runs from base 1261 to 2181 and encodes 306 amino acids. Gene Ontology annotation, molecular function: RNA polymerase II cis-regulatory region sequence-specific DNA binding; DNA-binding transcription factor activity, RNA polymerase II-specific. The transcript is spliced from 4 exons. NCBI's taxonomy places the organism in Eukaryota, Metazoa, Arthropoda, Insecta, Coleoptera, Chrysomelidae. Gene Ontology annotation, biological process: regulation of transcription by RNA polymerase II.